Messenger RNA from Petromyzon marinus (sea lamprey), 2470 nucleotides. RefSeq names its product pituitary homeobox 2. The record is from RefSeq and is a predicted model, not a curated record. NCBI's taxonomy places the organism in Eukaryota, Metazoa, Chordata, Hyperoartia, Petromyzontiformes, Petromyzontidae. Gene Ontology annotation, cellular component: nucleus. Gene Ontology annotation, biological process: regulation of transcription by RNA polymerase II; anatomical structure morphogenesis. Gene Ontology annotation, molecular function: DNA-binding transcription factor activity, RNA polymerase II-specific; RNA polymerase II cis-regulatory region sequence-specific DNA binding.
ACCAACCCCCACCUACCAGCGUGCGUCUCUCGCCUCUCUCUCGAAUCUCUCGCGCACUCGGAGCUGCCGAGCAUGGAGACGUCGCACUCCGCGCCUUCGCCUCGUCCUCGACUCCUCCUCGCCUCGCCCGCGCUCUGACUCGAGACUCGACGCGACACCUUUCGCCGACAACGGCUUUCGGGGGGGGGGGAGGAGAGGGGAUAGCGAACUCCUCGAAUAGCUCGACUCUAUCAGUGACUUGGAGACUGCAGUCUUUAGCCGGUCUUAGUUCCUUUCUCGCCGUCCGUCUCUCUCUCUCGCUGUCUUUCGUCAUCCUCUCGCCGAGACGAACCCUGAGACGUCGUUAAGCCGGUCAAUAGCGGCCUAAAGUCGCGAUUAAUUGUCGGCUCAGGACAACCCCGGCAUAAUCUGCGCACCUCGGCGCGUCUCCGCCGCACAAUACCGACAUCACCAGCGCCGCCGCCGGCGCCUUUGCAAUCGACACAUUUCAUCAAGUCAUCACCAUCAUCAUCAGCAGCAGCAGCAUCGGCGUUGACUUCCUCACCUCGCCUUACAUGGACGAACCGGCACUGCCGCGCAUCUGCUGAAGUCCUCGAGUCCACUCUGCGUGUUGUUGUUUGUUGCUGCUGCUGCUGCUGUUGACCGCCUGCAAGCGACGAUGUCUCUAAACCUGCAAGCGCACCGAGCGGGCAACUCCGAGCUCAUCCUACCCGAAGCCCGCGCUCAGGACGCGAGAGAGACGGAGAAGGCGCAGGCGGGCAAGGCGGACGAGGCUGGGGGCGAGGAUCCGUCCAAGAAGAAGAGGCAGCGGCGGCAGCGGACGCACUUCACGUCGCAGCAGCUGCAGGAGCUGGAGGCGACCUUCCAGCGCAACCGCUACCCGGACAUGUCCACGCGGGAGGAGAUCGCGGUGUGGACCAACCUCACCGAGGCGCGCGUCCGGGUGUGGUUCAAGAACCGGCGCGCCAAGUGGCGGAAACGUGAGCGGAACCAGCACGCGGAGCUGUGCAAGAACGGCUUCGGCCCCCAGUUCAACGGACUCAUGCAGCCCUACGAUGACAUGUACUCGGGAUACUCGUACAACAACUGGGCAGCCAAGAGUCUCACCUCCAACCCGCUCUCCUCCAAGAGCUUCCCCUUCUUCAACUCCAUGAACAUGAACGCCGCUCUCUCGUCACAGAGCGUCUUCUCGUCUCCGGGCACCAUGAGCAUGUCGACGGGCAUGGUGCCACCGUCCGUGCCCAGCGUGCCCACCGCGGGCCUCAACAACCUGAGCGGGCCCGCGCUCAGCUCGGCCGGUCCCACGUGUCCCUACGGAGGCCCUCCGGCGGCCGCGUACAUGUACAGGGAUACGUGCAACUCGAGCCUGGCCAGCCUGCGUCUCAAGGCGAAGCAGCACUCCGGGUUCGGCUACCCGGCCGGCGUGCAGCCGCCACCCGCGGCGUUAAGCGCCUGCCAGUAUGCCAUGGAGAGGCCCGUUUGAUUCGCCGUGGGACUUUUAUAUAUAAAUAUAUACAUGUAUACAAGCAAACAUACGUACACGGAGUGCGCACGCAACCUACCCACGAGCACGCACUCACGAGCACGAGAGAAGACAAGAAGGACGAGGAGGAUGGAGAAGCGAAGAGACGGUUUGGAGCAAGGCUAAGAUGAAGAGUGGUUGGUUGGUUGGUGGUGGUGGUUGUUGUGGUGGUGGUGGGGGUAGGAGAGAUCUGACACGGGUUGGAGGAGUGAGCGUCCCCCGCUACUCCACACCCAUGGGUAUCUCCGUGCUGGGAGGGGGGGGCGUUAAUUCUUAAAUUCCACCGCCGCUGCGUUUGUGUAUUGGGGGAAACCGCGCGUGGCGAAUCGGGCGUGACUCGACCGAGUGAGACUGAAAACUAAAAACCCUAACUACACACGAUAAAAUAAUAAAAUAAACCCCCGCCACGCAAACAAGGACUUAAUCAGUGACAGGACGUGUGGAUGAUUCGUCUCCGCUAUAUCAACGUCUCGAUCUAAGUGUUAUAUAUCUAUCCCUGUUAUCUGCAUCCAUCUCGCGCUGCAAGAAUUCUGCCCGGGUACAGAAGCGACUCUUUCAUCUCCGGAGUUCGUCCAUUAAUUUGAUGAUGAUAUUAAUGAUAUUGAUGAUGAUAUUGAUGAUGAUACUGAUGAUGGGGGGAAGUUUGGGGGGGUGGGGGUUCAAACGUACGGUAAAAUAAUAUCUGACUUUGUUUUCCAAUUAAACUGAUGCGAAGUUCCCCCACCCCAUGCUAAAAUAAUAGUAAAAAAAAAUAAGACAAUAGGACUUGAGAACUGAAGGACGCCGUGGUUGUAUAACAUAAUCUUAGUGAUGGUUAGGGACGCGUAUAUAUAGGUACUUGACGGGAUGAAUGUACAUACACUGUAAUGUCGUCGUUUUGUAAUCGUUAUCCGAUGUUGAUGUGGCGUAUAUUUGAAAGAACAAUAAAAAUCUGUGUCUCAUCACCAA